Bombina bombina (fire-bellied toad) is the source of this 1700-nucleotide messenger RNA. RefSeq names its product transmembrane protein with EGF like and two follistatin like domains 2 (gene TMEFF2). The record is from RefSeq and is a predicted model, not a curated record. Gene Ontology annotation, molecular function: protein binding. NCBI's taxonomy places the organism in Eukaryota, Metazoa, Chordata, Amphibia, Anura, Bombinatoridae. Bases 351 to 1469 code for a protein of 372 amino acids. The transcript is spliced from 10 exons.
GCUGGGGGCGGGAGCUGCUGAGCUUGGAGCCGGUGCUCACUGGGUUGGCUGAGCUUGGAGCCGGGCGCUGACAGGAGGGCAGCUAGACGUCUGACAGCCAGGAGGGCGCUGUGGUCACGGGCGAGCAUCCUCUUCUCACUGGCGUCCUAUGGCAGCUGCAGCCCGCAGCCUCCUCUCUCGGAUAUCUGGUUUCCUCUAGCAGGGAUUGUGGAAUUGUCUUUGCUAAGUGCACUGCUCUCUGUCUCUGGGAUGCUACUUCUUCCCCUGGCGACCCCGUCAUGCUAAGUCCCAGCCGGGCCCCCUUCUCAGUUUGUAACCUGUGGGAGCUGCGGGCACCGUCUCCUUAGACCAUGGUGGUCAAUGAGUCUCAUAGACCGUACUGGACCCUGAGUGAUUGCUUGUGCUCGCUGCUUCUGCCGUCUCUCUUACUCAUCAUAGCCCGGCCAGUAAAACUUGCAGCUUUUCCUACCUCCUUAAGUGACUGCCAAACCCCUACAGGCUGGAACUGUUCUGGAUUUGAUGACAGAGAGAAUGAUCUUUUUCUUUGUGACACCAAUACCUGUAAAUUUGAUGGAGAGUGUUUAAGAAUCGGAGACAGUGUGACAUGCGAUUGUCAGUUCAAGUGUAGUCAUGACUAUGUCCCAGUCUGUGGCUCAAACGGUGUCACCUUUCGGAAUGAGUGCUACCUAAGAGGGGCUGCCUGUAAACAGCAGAGUGAAAUCCUUGUAGUGUCUGAAGGAUCAUGUGUAACAGAUGGAGGAUCUGGGUCUGGAGAUGGAGCUAAUGAAGGUUCUGGAGAAACCAGUCAAAAAGAGACCUCAACUUGUGACAUAUGCCAGUUUGGAGCAGAGUGUGAUGAAGAUGCUGAGGAUGUCUGGUGUGUGUGCAACAUUGACUGCUCCCACAUCAGCUUCAAUCCAGUUUGUGCUUCCGAUGGGAAAUCGUACGAUAAUCCAUGUCAAAUCAAAGAGGCAUCAUGCCAGAAACAGGAGAAAAUUGAAGUCAAGUAUUUGGGUCGAUGUCAAGCAGAGAAUACAACAGCAGCUACAAAAUCUGAAGAUGGUCAUUAUGCAAGAACAGACUAUACAGAAAAUGCAAAUAAAUUAGAGGAAACUGCCAGGGGGCUGUAUAUUCCUUGCCCAGAACAUUAUGAUGGAUACUGCAUCCACGGAAAGUGUGAACAUCCUGUCAAUUUGUUGAAGCCUUCUUGCAGAUGUGAUGCAGGCUACAGCGGUUCACACUGUGAAAAGAAAGACUUCAAUGUUUUAUACGUGGUCCCAGGCCCAGUGCGUUUCCAGUAUGUCUUAAUAGCAGCAGUGAUUGGUACUAUCCAGAUUGCCAUCAUCUGCAUAGUGGUCCUAUGUAUAACAAGGAAAUGCCCAAGAAGCAACCGAAUUCACAGACAAAAGCAAAACACGGGGCACUACAGUUCAGACAACACGACUAGAGCAUCAACACGGUUAAUUUAAAGCACGCAUGUUUCCACAAUGGCAAAACUGUCAAAUGAGCCCUUGGACUAGAUUAAUAUUAGUCAAGUAAAGGACAAGAGAUCUACACAUGUUGCCUUGCAUUUGUGGUAAUCUACACCAAUGAAAACAUGUACUACAGCUAUAUUUGAAUAUGUAUGGAUAUAUUUGAAAUAGUAUACAUUGUCUUGAUGUUUUUUUCUGUAAUGUAAAUAAACUAUUUAUAUCACAUAA